CGAGUAAUAUCGAAUUGCCUGUUAACGGUACCAGUCUACGGGUCUGCACAUAAACGAUCAGAUAUUUAAGUAAAUAUAUGUAAUGUGUAUUAUAAAAUUCUAAUGUAUGUAGUUUUUUUUUUUUUAUUUCAGUUAAUUUUAAUUAUUUCCUCUCAGUGGUACAGUUAAAAUCAAAAUGUUGGUGAAUAGAGAGUGUAUUUUUGUGUUAACAAUAAUUUUAUGUGUAUACUCAAUAGCAGAUGAAACAGCAAAAAAUGUGAAUAAAGUUGCAUCUGCUGAACCAGAUUCAACGAUAGCAACAAAGGAACAAAUAGCAGUUGAAGAUCAGACGACGGAAAAUGUAUUUGGAGUUACAACAGAAGCAUCGACGACCACUACAGAGAAAGUAACGAUAAAUUCAGUGGUUACAGGUUCGACAAAUCCCUUUACUGUUCCUGAAAGUAAUUCAAAUUAUGUAAUCAAUAAUAAAGAUCAUAAUACUGUUAUGACAAUAGCACCAGUUGGUGAAGUUCAAAAGCAGAAAUUAUCAGGUGCUGAUACCAAUAGAAAUGAUGGCGUUAGCAUCUUUAUGACGUUUGUUUUCGUUUUAAUGGCGGCAGUUUUGUUCGUGUUUGCUAUGUGGUCGUUUUACAAUCUGAGGCAAUUGUGGUGGCAAAGACAGAAAGUCAGGCAAGAUUGGGAGGUGAAUUAUAGAUUAAUUGACAGUGAGAUGACACGGAUGGAAUGACACUUGUUAUUAGGAGGGAUGGGCUAUAUCGGGAAUGGGUUGAUCCUGUCUCUUAAAAAAAUAAACAGCGUAGAUGUCAAUAUUCUAUCAUAUACUAACAUUGUUUAAUGAAAUAAAGUAAUUUUUAUUUUUACAUAAGACUAAAAAUCUUACCAUGCUAUAGAAUAUACAAGGACUAAGGAUUACCCCCAUUCAUGGUAAUGAAACAGCUGAUCAAUUAGCAAAAAUUGCCCAAGUAGGACUAGAACCUUACUGUGGUAUGCCUCGAAGCCUAAAGCUCAGAACUUCAAAGCUUAAAAACAGCAAAUAACAGGUGGUUCCUAUUGUCAGGAUUAAAUUACAUACUCUAAAUCUCUGAUUAAGAGGUUUUCUGAAAAUUAUUCUAAAAAUUCUUUUGAGUAAAAAUACUAUGUUUGUAUUAACAAGGGUUUUGACUGUAUACUGUUAAUUAAAUAAGUACAUGGCCCAACUAGGGUUAUGCCCAAAAUGUGUGUGUAGAUUUUGGCAAUGGGGAAGAAACGCCGCCGCACUUAAUUUGUGGCUGUAGCCCACACGAUAUAUGUCCUUUAAAAAAUACACUUUAUAUCCUGAAGAGAUAGAAAUUAACGCUACAAGAAACUUCUUAAAAUUCUUAUCACUGAUAGGUGUUAGCAGCGAACUUAAAAAAAAGGGCUACUACAUAAGAUAAUAUCGCUUUGACCGAAGAAGGCUUCACUGUAUAUUUCUUAUAAUGUUGUGAUGAUUAUAUGUAAAUAUUAAAGAACGUUAC
This is a messenger RNA of Galleria mellonella (greater wax moth), 1496 nucleotides long. RefSeq lists its product as uncharacterized. NCBI's taxonomy places the organism in Eukaryota, Metazoa, Arthropoda, Insecta, Lepidoptera, Pyralidae. The coding region runs from base 176 to 727 and encodes 183 amino acids. The transcript has 5 exons. The record is from RefSeq and is a predicted model, not a curated record.